UGUAAUUUGGUCAUGGAUAGGUGGAGAGGUCGUGUUGCUCUUGUUACUGGAGCCUCUGUUGGAAUAGGAGCGUCUGUAGUAGAGAAAUUGGUGGAACACGGCAUGACGGUUGUAGGCUGUGCAAGAAACGUAGCCAAGAUUGAGGCUAAUGCAGAGAAGCUGAAGAAGUGUGCUGGAAAACUUGUUCCAGUGAAGUGUGAUCUAAGGAGAGAGGAAGAAAUUCUAGCAAUGUUUGAGUUGAUCAAGAAGGAGUAUGGAGGUGUAGAUGUUUGUAUUAACAAUGCAGGAUGUGCUGUUAGUCCAGACAGUAUUUUGAGUGGCUCAACUGACAGUUGGAGGACUCAGCUUGAAGUAAAUGUUUUGGCUUUGUGCAUAUGUUCUCGUGAGUCAGUGAAGCAAAUGAGAGAAAAGAAUGCAGAUGAUGGACAAAUUGUCAAUUUGUCUAGCAUGUCAGGGCAUCGCAUACCUCCAUUUAAGGGAGGUACAACUCAUUUCUACUCAAGUACCAAGUUUGCCGUGAAUGCAAUUACUGAGGCCACAAGACGAGAGCUGCGCGAGUUGAAGACACAUAUAAGAGUUGCUAUGAUAUGUCCUGGACUUGUGAGAACAGAAUUUCAAGGCAGAUUGCUGGGAGAUAUGGCUAAGGGUGAGGAGCUUUAUGCUUCCCAAGAACAGAUACUUGAAGCUGAUGACAUUGCUUCACUUGUCGUAACAAUUCUGCAGACUCCUCCUCAUGUGCAGAUUCAUGACAUACUUGUACGGCCAACAGCACAAGUAUAUUAAACAUUUUGGAUGGCAAUUUGGCACAUCGUCUUUAAAAUUGGUGCAUGCUGUAGCUAAUUUAUACAUUAUCUUUUGUGACUUGAUGGAGAACAGUAAUUCAGUUUUCUAUUUUCUAUGUAUGUCACAAAAUAGAUUAUGUGUGGUGGCUACUAAACAUAUGCAGGUGGUAUGAAUGAAUGUUUAUGUAUGCACUUGAUAGUAAUCAAUUUAUGAUUGUAAAGUGCACUGCUAGUAAUAAUCGGUUCAGUGCUUUCCUGGUGGCCAUUGAUAUCCACUAGGCAUGCUGUCCUGAUGUUUGCGGUCACCGUAAUGCCUGCAAUCUAUAUCGAAUUGACUAGUCAUUGAUUGCCGUGUGGACUACACAGAAACAUGUACCCUGCUGGGCUCACCUGCUGGGUUGAUGGGCUCCCAGAUGGGGAUAAAGACCCCACUUGCCCAUCAUGGAGGGGCAUAGACACAUUGGUACUGACUGUAGCUAGAUGACUUAUUUAAUUUUGGUUGUUCGUGUGUAAUUUAUUUUGAUGGUGAGUAUAUUUUUGACUUGUUGCUGUAAAUCUUGGUGACUUAUCUAUUUAUUUAUGUAUUGCAGCCAAAUGAAAUGUAAGACUGCAGUUGCAGUUGACACGAGACAUCUUAGUUUGUGUCAAUGAGCUAAACUAUUUUUCUGAUUCCAAGGCACAAGAAAUUUUGAUCAUGAAACACAAUUUAAUCAAUAUGUCUGCUUAACACUUAUAUUGUUUAAACUCAGUUGGAAGUUCCUUGUGUUAUGCGAUAGUACUUUGUGUUCAAUACAAAAUAUAAAGAAA
Corticium candelabrum is the source of this 1589-nucleotide messenger RNA. Its product is annotated as dehydrogenase/reductase SDR family member 11-like. Bases 13 to 783 code for a protein of 256 amino acids. The transcript has 7 exons. Lineage: Eukaryota; Metazoa; Porifera; Homoscleromorpha; Homosclerophorida; Plakinidae. The record is from RefSeq and is a predicted model, not a curated record.